This is a messenger RNA of Colletotrichum godetiae, 2406 nucleotides long. RefSeq names its product P-loop containing nucleoside triphosphate hydrolase protein. The transcript is spliced from 2 exons. The record is from RefSeq and is a predicted model, not a curated record. NCBI's taxonomy places the organism in Eukaryota, Fungi, Ascomycota, Sordariomycetes, Glomerellales, Glomerellaceae. Bases 135 to 2150 code for a protein of 671 amino acids. Gene Ontology annotation, molecular function: hydrolase activity; ATP binding; DNA binding.
AUUGGAGCAACUGCUCGUCCCUUGCCUUCCUGCACACCCAAGUUUCCGCAACAGCGACCCUCAAAUACACUUAUUACCUUACUUGGACAUCCUUUUUCUUCUUCAAGUUCUUGUAGGAUGGAGACCAUUGCAUCAUGAUACCCUUUGUCUCACGGAAGCUUUUGGCACCUUCCUUUACUGUAAAUGAAUUGAGACUUCCCAUUCUUGUUAAAUCCCCUGUUAAGAGACAUCUUCCCUAUGCUAGGGUACAAUUUGCGAGCUCUCAGAUAGAACUGAGAGACUAUCAAGAAGAAUGCAUUCAAUCUGUCCUACAGUCUCUCAAAGAUGGACACAAGAGACUAGGAAUCUCGCUGGCUACCGGUAGCGGCAAGACGGUCAUCUUCACCCAACUGAUUCAAAGAGUUCAGCCGAGGGAAACCAUCGCCACUCAGACUCUCAUCCUCGCCCACAGGAGGGAACUUGUCGAGCAGGCGGCAAGGCACUGCACCAAUGCAUACCCCGAUAGCACCGUAGAGAUUGAGAUGGGCUCCAUGCAUGCCUCUGGCACCGCAGACAUUACCAUUGCCAGCCUGCAGAGCAUCACGUCUGGGGACCGACUCAACAAGUUCGACCCGCAAAGAUUUAAGCUGGUUCUCGUCGACGAGGCGCAUCACAUUGUAGCUCCAGGUUAUAUGCGAGUACUGGGUCACUUUGGACUCGACAGUAAAAAAGUGAACUCGCCGUCUUUGGUGGGCGUUUCUGCCACCUUUUCUCGAUUCGACGGCCUCAAGUUGGGCGCCGCGAUUGACCAGAUCGUCUAUCACAAGGAUUAUGUUGACAUGAUCGGAGACAAGUGGCUCUCGGAUGUCAUGUUCACCACCGUCGAAUCGACAGCAGACUUAUCUAGGGUCAAAAAUGGUGCCAAUGGCGAUUUCCAGCCGGGAGAACUGUCAAGGGCCGUUAAUACGGACCAGAUCAACGAAAUCACCGUACGGAGCUGGCUGGCCAAGGCAUCCGAUCGGAAGUCGACUCUGGUCUUCUGCGUAGACCUUGCGCACGUCGCUGGUCUGACGCAGACGUUCCGCAAACACGGCUACGACGCAAGGUUCGUAACGGGAGACACGCACAAAGUCGAGAGAGCUAAGACCCUUGAGGAUUUCCGCAGUGGAAAGUUUCCUGUGCUCGUGAACUGCGGAGUCUUCACGGAAGGAACCGAUAUCCCAAACAUCGACUGCGUCAUUCUUGCUCGUCCGACACGAUCUCGGAAUCUUCUGGUGCAGAUGAUCGGUAGAGGUAUGAGGUUACACAAGGGAAAGUCCGACUGCCAUAUCAUCGACAUGGUUUCCAGUCUCCAAACCGGUAUCGUGAGUGCGCCGACGCUUUUCGGUCUGGAUCCGAGCGAGAUCGUUAGCGAAGCGACUACGGCCGACAUGGAGGAGAUUAAGGGCAGGAAAGAAGCAGAGAAGCUCCGACAGGACCACGCUUACUCUGAUGCUUCUGCACCUGAAGCUACUGCACCCACCAAGUCGGUGACUUUCACCGACUACGACUCCGUCUUUGAUCUGAUUCAGGACACAUCCGGCGAGCAGCACAUUCGGGCGAUAAGCCAGUACGCGUGGGUUCAGGUUGGCCAAGAUAAAUACGUCCUCUGCGCGCCCAACGGAUCCUACAUCCGACUCUUCAAAGUAGACGCUAAAACGAAGUUCGACGACGACGACGGCGGCGACAAAGAGCAGCUCCUCUGGCAAGCCGUCGAAGUCCGCACCCUGCCCUCAGGCGUCGCCAAAUCCCCCUUCGCCGCGCCCCGCGAGCUCCUCCAAGCCGCAACCUUCGCCGACGCGGUCCACGGCAGCGACAACUACGUCUCCAACUCGGAACUCUACCCCCACACAUUCGUCCAACGCUGGCAACGCUGGCGCAAGGGCCCGCCGACGCCGGGACAGCUCGACUUUCUCAACAAGCUCCGGCCUAAGGAGGAGCCCCUGACGGCCGCCAACGUCGACAAGGGUAAGGCGAUGGAUAUGAUUACCAAGAUCAGGCACGGUGCCAAAGGCCGUUUCGCGAGCUUGAAGACGGAGAAGCGGCGCGUCCAGCGGUCUCACGAUAAAAAGGCACAGAUGGAGGCGCGUGCGCGGCAGGAGAAGGUCUCGGUUGGUCCUAUCUCUUCUUGAUUGUAUGCCUAUGGGUUGUGAGGUUGGAGAUUGAGUCUAUUGCUUCUACAUGGGGCAUUUCUUUUCGCUAUGGGAUUUGAGGGGACAUCUCUCUUGCCCAGGGGUUUGAGGGGUGUCGAUGUUGUAAGACCACGGCUUUUGGAGGUCAGCCUUUUGAGACUAUUCUAGUGUGCAUGUCUAAAUCAUAGAGACUUGCAAGGGAGCGGUUGUAAGAUAGGAGAAACCUGUACAGCAUUUUUGAAAGCAUCUGUAACUU